Messenger RNA from Pomacea canaliculata, 4855 nucleotides. RefSeq lists its product as uncharacterized. NCBI's taxonomy places the organism in Eukaryota, Metazoa, Mollusca, Gastropoda, Architaenioglossa, Ampullariidae. The record is from RefSeq and is a predicted model, not a curated record. The transcript is spliced from 13 exons. Bases 88 to 4158 code for a protein of 1356 amino acids.
GAGCAAGUUCACCUGCUACACACGGCGCCUCCCAUACUCUUUGUCACCGGACCGCCCGGCACAGGUAAAACUGUGGUGCUGCUGCUGAUGGCCAUAGAGUGGCUGCGAUGUGGUCACCACGUCUACAUUGUCAGUACUUGGUGGGGGAGUCGCGCAGCGAACACCAUGUUGUAUCAUCUGCUCCUUUUUAUUGAGAAAAGGCAACUUCUGUCACAGAAGACACCGACUAAGCUUCACUUCCUGCAGUAUGAUGUCAAACAUGAAGAGAAGGCAGAGAAGGCCGUCAACGAGUUGUUACAGGCAACAAUACGUGGGGUGGCCUACGUCAUCGCCGAUGAGGUGAAUGGGGACUUCAGGUAUUUUGGUGAAAGGUUGGUAACGAAAAUUCCUGAUGUACAUAUCUGGGUGGCAAGUUGUUACCAUGCAGACGCACCCUACGGGUGGCAAAUGGAACAUUUAACCAGACCCCUCCGCUCUCCACCGGUCGUCGUCAGGGAAGUCGAGCAGAGCAAAAUAAUGGAGGACAAAUAUGUCCUGCGGUACAGUAAGCGUCGUGUACCCGACCACACAGACGGCCCGCCAGUCACACAACUGUAUCACGGAGGUCAAGGUCACUCAGGUGACUGGCCAAUCAACUGUGUCACGUGCGGUCGUGAGGUGGCCAGAGUCCUACACAGUCUCCGUGUUGGUGUUACGGAUACUGUCGUCAUCUCCGGUGGCACAACACCUGCCUGCCUGCAGUGGCGAGACGUGCUGGUGUUGUAUGGAGGUAACACUAGACAAAUCUCGGGUUUAUCUGUGAUGACGGGUCUGAGAGAAGCGGGUAUCCCAGUGCGGGUGAUGGACGAUGAGGACGUUGAGGACGUGGCUACAGCCCGCAGUGACGUGGUGUGGAUGACAAAUGUAGAGCGUGUUCUCGGUCUGGAGAGGAAAGUCAUCGUCCACUUGGUGACGGAAGGUGACGUUGAUUUCUAUGACCGACUUCAACUGAUGUCCCGAUGUACGUCACAACUUUUGAUUGUGUCUCCCUCGUUACGUCACACUGUUACAGGUGCUCAAGCCCUUCCUGUCGAGGCUACAGAGUCUGGCUCCGUCUCACGUACUACCCAAGGUACAAAGACAAGCAGCAGUCCUGUCUCUUCUACCCAGCUGAAGGAACCCGUUUCUUCAAAAGUUCUGUCACCAUUGCCAUUGUGGGAUGAAAACUUGUUUCCUGAUCUCCAAUCUCGUGCCUACUUCCUUCCUCCUGCCUACGUCAGCCGCCGACAGAUGAUUGGUCAGGAGGUUCAGAUCCUUCAUCAUGAAGCCACAAAAAAGUUGUUCUUUAAGCUGGAUAAAAUGUCUAAACACAACGGAGAAGUGUUGGUCGGAAUAAGCCGCCUUAAGUUUGGACUGCAUCUUAAUGAAGUUUCUUUAGCUGCCACAGCUACACAGCUGCUCCUAACCUCCAGACUUCCUGACCUUCUGCCGCGGAACUCCAAUCAGGGGGACACUGACGUGCUUUUUAUUUCCAGAUAUUAUGGGGUAGUUGUUUGUGAGGUGAAGGCUAUUGGUGACAACAAACAAGGGCAGCUAAUAUCAGAGAGAGAGAUGAACAGUGAAAUCAAAAAGAAGCUGCAAGAGGCCGCACUACAGCUGGACGAGGAUGAGACCAUGUUGUCAAGACUAGUGAGAGACAUCGCCCCCGGUCUGCCCAUCAUUAAAACCAUCGUGUUCCCUAACAUCACAGCUAGACAGGUGCAGCAGGCUAUAUCUCGUGACACCCAGCUAACCCAGACAUUGAGUCAGUGUCUGGGAUCAGAAGACCCCUCGAACAUCUGUGGUCUGUGCCUGUGCUCCGAUGAUUUGUCUGACCCCAUGACCCCAUGGGACGACAGUAGCGACGUGAGGAAACUCACACAUUGGUGGCGGCGACGAGUGACUGGGCUUGGGGUUAACGGUCAAAUGACAUGUGACGUGUACAAGGCACUGGUAGCCAGGUUCUGUGGUCCGGCGACAACAGUGACUGUGCCAUGCACAUGUCCUCCACGUGUGAGUGUCAAGACCCUGGGCCAGGCCGUGUGGUGGACAGGGCAGUGCUAUACUGCUGUAAUAACACUAUUCCCGGAGCAAGUUCAUCUGCUACACACAGCGCCUCCCGUACUCUUUGUCACCGGACCUCCCGGCACAGGUAAAACUGUGAUGCUGCUGCUGAUGGCCAUAGAGUGGCUGCGAUGUGGUCACCACGUCUACAUUGUCAGUACCUGGUGGGGGAGUCGCGCAGCGAACACCAUGUUGUAUCAUCUGCUCUUUUUUUCACAGAAAAUAUUGUCUCAGCUUCACUUCCUGCAGUAUGAUGUCAGACAUGAAGAAGAGGCAGAGAAGGCCGUCAACGAGUUGUUACAGGCAACAAUACGUGGGGUGGCCUAUGUCAUCGCCGAUGAAGUGAAUGGGGACUUCAAGAAUUUUGGUAAACGGUUGGUAACGAAAAUUCCUGAUGUACAUGUCUGGGCGGCAAGUUGUUACCAUGGAGACCCACCCGCUGGGUGGCAAAUGGAAUAUUUAACCAGACCCCUCCGCUCUCCACCGGCCGUCGUCAGGGAAGUCGAGCAGAGCAAACUAAUCGAGGACAAAUAUGUCCUGCGGUACAGUAAGCGUCGUGUACCCGACCACACAGACGGCCCGCCAGUCAGACGACUGUAUCACGGAGGUCAGGGUCACUCAGGUGACUGGCCAAUCAACUGUGUCACGUGCGGUCGUGAGGUGGCCAGAGUCCUACACAGUCUCCGUGUUGGUGUUAAGGAUACUGUCGUCAUCUCCGGUGGCACAACACCUGCCUGCCUACAGUGGCGAGACGUGCUGGUGUUGUAUGGAGGUAACACUAGACAAAUCUCGGGUUUAUCUGUGAUGACGGGUCUGACAAAAGCGAGUAUCCCAGUGCGAGUGAUGGAGGAUGAGGACAUUAAUGACGUGGCUAAAGCCCGAAGUGACGUGGUGUGGAUAACAAAUGUAGAGCGUGUUCUCGGUCUGGAGAGAAAAGUCAUCGUCCACUUGGUGACGGAAGGUGACGUUGAUUUCUAUGACCGACUUCAACUGAUGUCCCGAUGUACGUCACAACUUUUGAUUGUGUCUCCCUCGUCACAUCACGCUGUUACAGAUGCUCAAACCCUUCCUGUCGAGGCUACAGGAAAUGAAUGGUAUUUUCAACAAAAACGACAAAGGACGUGUGUUGAAAUAGAGUCUGGCUCCGUCUCACGUACUACACAAGAUACACAGACAAGCAGCAGCCCUGCCUCUUCUACCCAGCUGAAGGAACCCGUUUCUUCAAACGUUCAGUCACCAUUGCCACAGUGCGAUGAGUUUUUGUUUCCUGAUCUCCAAACUCGUGCCUACUUCCUGCCUCCUGCCUACGUCAGCCACCGACAAAUGAUUGGUCAGGAGGUUCAGAUCCUUCAUCAUGAAGCCGCAAAGAAACUGUUUUUGAAGCUGGAUAAAAUGUCUAAACACAACGGAGAAGUGUUGGUCGGAAUAAGCCGCCUUAAGUUUGGACUGCAUCUUAAUGAAGUUUCUUUAGCUGCCACAGCUACACAGCUGCUCCUACCCACCAGACUUCCUGACCUUCUGCCUCGGAACUCCAAGCAGGGGGACACUGACGUGCUUCUUAUUUCCAGAUAUUAUGGGGUAGUUGUUUGUGAGGUGAAGGCUAUUGGUGACAACAAACAAGGGCAGAGAAUAUCAGAGGGAGAGAUGGACACUGAAAUCAGAAAGAAGCUGCAAGAGGCCGCACUACAGCUGGACGAGGACGAGGCCAUGUUGUCAGACCUAGUGAGCGACAUCGUCCCCGGUCUGCCCAUCAUUAAAACCAUCGUGUUCCCUAACAUCACAGCUAGACAGGUGCAGCAGGCUAUAUCUGGUGACACCCAGCUAACCCAGACAUUGAGUCAGUGUCUGGGAUCAGACGACCCCUCCAACAUCUGUGGUCUGUGCCUGUGCUCCGAUGAUUUGUCUGACUCCAUGACCCCACGGGACGACAGUAGCGACGUGAGGAAACUCAGACAUUGGUGGCGGCGACGAGUGGCUGGGCUUGUUAACGGUCAAAUGACAUGUGACAUUUACCAGGCACUGGUAGGCAGGCCGAAAAUAAUAGAGGAAGACAUGCAGUUAUGCUGCUUUGUGUGAAGAACAAAAGUAUAAGGCAAAACUACUGUCUAAACUUCCCGAUCAAAAGUACGUCUUUCUCUGGGAUUAACACGUACUUUUAUCGUAAGAAAUGUAUGUAAAAUUGAAAAUUGACAAAUAUAUACAUACCAGCAAGUCAGGAUAUUCCUUGAUUGGUGCACCUGAUUCACAGGGUUUAGUUGUGUGUGUCGUCUGAAUCGACAUGAUAACUAAAAUGCUAGUGUUGUCGAUAUUGUGCCAAAUACUCGCUUAAAUGAUAAGCUGUACAGUAAACUGCUGCAGAUAAGCGCGCGAACAAUUAAACUUUCCGCGGAAUCAUAGCCCUUGUCAACUUGACAUCGCAAUUGCAAAUUACCUUAAGUUAGAAAUACAAAAUGACAUUUUCACACAGAAACCUGCACAGUUAUGUAAAACGAUUUUACUUGCUACUGGGAUUUGCUCAUAUUGUGCAAAUGAAUUUUUUGCAACUCAUUUACUACAGUAAUGUUUAGAAACGGGAACGAUCAUCGAGGUGUUAUAAAUUUUCGUAAAGCCUUUUUAUCGUUGUCACGAAUCACCAUAAAUUUCCGGAGUAUGUUGUACAGCCUAUAAUAUAUAAUCUAAUGGUUAUUUUUUAAAUGAUACUUUGUAAUAUUUAUUAAAGCUGCUUAUUCGUGCCACAAACUGCCGUAUGCGGAGUCUUGACAUCGAGCAGACG